Thlaspi arvense is the source of this 1170-nucleotide messenger RNA. NCBI's taxonomy places the organism in Eukaryota, Viridiplantae, Streptophyta, Magnoliopsida, Brassicales, Brassicaceae. The record is from the annotation of a GenBank genome assembly.
AUGGCGGUGAAGAAGAAAAUCUCAUGGCGAUCAUUAGUCGCUGGUUGCUUAGGAGAUCCAGAAACCAUAAUGGUUCCUUCGAAAAAACCCAAGAGUAAAGAUGACGUCAUCAAGAAACAGAGCUCGUUUCAGAGACUAUCGAUUCUUGAUUUAAGCAACCCGAGUUCGACUACUUUAUCAGAAGAUCUAUCGAUUUCUCUCGCCGGAUCCGACCUGCACAAAUUUAGCCUCGCUGAGCUUAAAGUCAUUACACAAAGCUUUUCUUCUACGAAUUUCCUCGGUGAAGGAGGGUUUGGUCCUGUUCACAAAGGAUUCGUCGAUGAUAAGCUUCGUCCAGGUCUUAAAGCUCAACCUGUAGCUGUAAAAUUGCUGGAUCUUGAAGGUCUUCAAGGUCACCGUGAAUGGCUGGUUAGAUAUUCGGCGUCGCUUCCAUGGUCGACGAGGAUGAAGAUCGCUCAUGGAGCUGCAACAGGUCUUCAAUUUCUCCACGAUGCAGAAAAUCCCGUAAUCUAUCGCGAUUUCAAAGCCUCCAAUAUCUUGUUAGAUUCGGUAAGCAAAAAGCCGAGCGACGUGUACAGCUUCGGAGUCGUGCUACUCGAGCUUUUGACGGGACGGAGAUCAGUGGACAAGAAGAGAUCUUCAAGGGAACAGAACCUUGUGGAUUGGGCUCGUCCAAUGCUCAACGACGCUCGUAAGUUGAGUCGAAUCAUGGACCCAAGACUUGAAGGUCAGUACUCAGAAACAGGAGCAAAGAAAGCAGCAACUUUGGCUUACCAAUGCUUGAGCCAUCGACCCAAGAACCGGCCUUGUAUGAGUGCCGUUGUCUCUAUCCUCAACGAUCUUAAGGACUACAACGAUAUUCCCAUGGGGACAUUCACUUACACGGUACCAAACACACCGGAAAAGUCACUCUCCGACAAUAGAGAAGACGAAGGUCGUGUUAGGGAAAGUAAUAAGCCUCGUAAGAGUCAUCAUCAUCGAGAGAGUAAUCAUCACCCGACUGCUAAAUCUCUGACGGCUAACUCUCCGAGGACUAAAUCUCCGACAGCUAACUCUCCGAGAACUAAAUCUCCGACGGCUGAGUCGCCGGGGGGAGGAAACCACCGGAGAACUUUGAGAAAUGGAUUGAAUUCGCCUAUGAGAAGUGAGGCUGGUGGGGAACGGUACUAA